AUGAGACAAAGCUUUGUAAUCCUGCUUUGCCUUGGAAUGAUUAUAACUGGGUGUAUAAAUUCGAUUGCUACUAAGUACCAGGAUAAGCAAUGUGUGCGAAACUGUUUAACUGACUCCCCCGAACUUCUACAGCAACCUGUUUUGCAAACGGUGCAGAUGUUUUUGGGGGAGGCAUCUGCACUAUUUGCAUUCUAUCUACUUGGUGCACGUCCAUCGACUAGUGUGACUAAAUUUCUUCUUCAAAAUAAAAACACUGUUCUUCUAUCAAUUCCUGCAGUAUGUGAUAUUUGUGGUACUACAAUGAUGCAUUUAGCACUAACGCUAGUGCCUGUGUCUAUUUAUCAGAUGGUUAGAGGCUCACUGGUUAUCGUAGUUGCUACAUUCAGUGUUGUGUUUCUAAACAAAAAGUUAACCCGUGGGGAAUGGCUUUCAUUGUAUACUGUGAUGUUUGGAAUUGGGAUUGUUGGGCUCACCGGAUUUGAUGAUUGGAAUUCGGAUAAACCAGCAGCUAAUACUUUAUUAGGGAUUACACUCAUUCUGGUAGCUCAGUUAUUUAUGGCCGCGCAAUAUGUUAUUGAAGAACAUUUAAUCUCUAGAUACCCAUUUGAUUCGUUAGAGGUUGUUGGUUUUGAAGGUUUAUUUGGUGGUGCUAUCACUUUAUUCUUUCUACUCUUGGGUACUUUUACAAUUGCUUGGAAAGAUCCAAGCUCACCUUUAAAUUUGUUUCAAGGUUUAAAGGAUGUGAGUUAUUCAGGAAAUCUAAUGGUCUCUUCAUUUACCAUUAUGAUAUCAAUUGCAUUUUACAACUUCUUUGGAAUUGCUAUUACCAACCAUAUGAAUGCCACUUCCAGAAGCACUAUCGAUACAAGUAGAACGCUCCUGGUAUGGUUAGUAUCCCUAAUAUUAGGCUGGGAACGUUUCAGCUUUUUGCAAUUGAUCGGUUUUGCCCUUUCGGUGGUAGGAACUUUGAUAUUUAACGGUGCUAUUUCAUUUGCGAACUAUCAGGUACCCCAGCGGCAGCACGAUUAUUAUGGCUAUGAAGAGUUGCCAAAUGAUAGGUCCUGA
Molecule: messenger RNA, 1065 nt
Organism: Eremothecium cymbalariae DBVPG#7215
Lineage: Eukaryota; Fungi; Ascomycota; Saccharomycetes; Saccharomycetales; Saccharomycetaceae
Gene: SLY41
Product: Sly41p
Exons: 1
Coding region: 1-1065 (354 amino acids)
Biological process (GO): pyrimidine nucleotide-sugar transmembrane transport
Cellular component (GO): Golgi membrane; intracellular membrane-bounded organelle
Molecular function (GO): pyrimidine nucleotide-sugar transmembrane transporter activity
Source: RefSeq, a predicted model, not a curated record